AUGUCGGCGCUCCUCAACUUUGUCGAUCAGCAAGUGCUGGUCGUGACGCAGGACGGGCGCGUCAUCGUGGGCACGCUAAAGGGGUCAGACUCGACGGGCAGCGUCAUCCUCGCCGGCUCCGUCGAGCGCAUCUUUGCGCCGGACUGCCCCGUUGAAGAGGUCCCGCUUGGCCUAUACGUCCUCCGAGGCGAUAGCAUAUGCCUUAUAGGCGACCUCGACGUCGAAAAGGAUAGGUCCAUGGACCUUGCGCAGCUCAUGGCCGAGCCCAUCCCGGAAACACGGCAUGCCCUCUAG
Molecule: messenger RNA, 294 nt
Organism: Pseudozyma flocculosa PF-1
Lineage: Eukaryota; Fungi; Basidiomycota; Ustilaginomycetes; Ustilaginales; Ustilaginaceae
Exons: 3
Coding region: 1-294 (97 amino acids)
Biological process (GO): mRNA splicing, via spliceosome
Cellular component (GO): U4/U6 x U5 tri-snRNP complex; precatalytic spliceosome; U6 snRNP
Molecular function (GO): RNA binding
Source: RefSeq, a predicted model, not a curated record